This is a messenger RNA of Rana temporaria (common frog), 2232 nucleotides long. It is a transcript of the gene PRKRIP1, whose product is annotated as PRKR interacting protein 1. Gene Ontology annotation, molecular function: protein kinase binding; double-stranded RNA binding; protein kinase inhibitor activity. Gene Ontology annotation, cellular component: nucleolus. The record is from RefSeq and is a predicted model, not a curated record. NCBI's taxonomy places the organism in Eukaryota, Metazoa, Chordata, Amphibia, Anura, Ranidae. The transcript has 6 exons. Bases 56 to 577 code for a protein of 173 amino acids. Gene Ontology annotation, biological process: negative regulation of protein kinase activity.
AAAGGAGAUGACGUCAUCGGUCCGCGCCGAUGUAAACACGGAGUGAGUAGUGAGAAUGGCGGCAGAUAACGAAGUUUCGAAACCAGUUCGGCCCAAAAAAGAGGCCCAGCCUCUGGUCAUACCGAAAAAUGCCACCGACGAGCAGAGGCUGAAGCUGGAGCGGCUGAUGAGGAACCCGGACAAACCUGCCCCAAUACCUGAAAGGCUAAAAGAAUGGAACCCAAGAGCUCCACCAGAAUUUGUCAGAGAUGUUAUGGGUUCCAGUGCUGGUGCUGGCAGUGGGGAGUUUCAUGUGUAUCGCCAUCUCCGUCGCAGAGAGUAUCAGAGACAAGAAUUCAUGGAUGUCAUGUCUGAGGAGCAAAAGCUGGAUGAACAAUUUCAAAUAAAAGUAAAGGAUAACCAAGUGAAGGCAGAGGAGAGAACAGCAAAACGCAGAUUGAAAAGACAAAAACUUAAAGAGAAGAAAAAGGCUAAAAAAGCAAAACCAGAAGACGAUGGAACAGAGAAGGAUCCUCAAAAAGUGGAAGAUAAGAAGAUGAGUGCUGAAGAUUCUGAAGAGGAUGAGUCUGAUGACUAGACGUUAUAUUGUGUUAGGAGCUAUUUAUGGACUUUUUUUUUUUCCUUGGGCUGAAGAUCUUCCAAAAAUUAGGAUUUGAACGUUAUUGGACUUGGAUCACGGCACUGAUUUAAAACUGGAUGCUAAAACACAGCCAGUCAUACAAUAACAACAAGAGUGACAGACCCAAUAUGUAUAUUUUAUUUUGUGGUAGUUACAAGUCAUAAUUGUAUUGUUCAUGAACAAAUUCAUUUAUUAUUAUUUAGCCCUGGUUUUCACUGGUGCGUUUUGACAUGUCAAAUCAGCGGCAUUUGCAGGGUCCUGAUCGGUGUGACACCGCAUCUGUGGCAUUGUAACGAUUUAAAAAAAAAGUAGUUUCUGUACUACUUUUUGAGAUUUCGGGCCGUGAUUUACUUUGACAUCCUGUGCAGAGACCUGCAUGGAUGUCUCAGAAAUCGCGUUUGAAAUUGGUACUGAUAGGGAGUGAAAUCGUGCGAGUUCAACGAAACUCGCACGGCUUCAUUCUGGCAGCGCAGUGUGAACCUGGGCUUACACACAAGGCAGAUAUUGUAGAAUUUGACCAUACAGAUUAACAUUGUUCUUCCAUAUGGUUAUUAUAAGGGUUCCAUAUAUUUAAGGGAUAUUUCAGAGACACUAGUUAAGCAAGCCUGUCACAGUUGGCCUUAUGUAAAAAUUGAAAAUCCAGCCUUAAAUUAUAACUGUGCAGAUGUAAUUAUGAAAGCUGUAUAUUUUCACCCUGGUUUCACAUGAUCAUGUCAAGUCUGACAGUUGCUUCUAUAACUGCCUCACCCCACCUACUGUUUCCCCAUUCUUUAGGCUACAUUCACACUGGAGCGGUGCGCCACCGCCACUAAAACACCGCUAUUUUCUGUCCUUUUUUAAAUCAAUGGGCAGGGCUGCCGAAUCGCCGGCAAGGGGUUUUAACCCUCUUUUGGCCGCUAGCGGCCGUUAAAAGGGUCCCGCUAGCGGCCGAAUAGCACUGUAGAAAGGACGGUUUGCUAGGAUGGCUAUCAGUCCAGGCAUCUGGCGAAUCCUGACUUCUAGAUUCGGUGCCUGGACUGAUCUGUGUGAUUUCAGCAGAGAGCGAACUUCAGACCGCUCUCUGCUGAAAACGGGUCACAGGAGUGCAAAACGAAAUGCACUCCUGUGAUCCAUAGAAGCUCAGGCUGGGCUUCUCCUUUAAUACUGAGAGAAUGUUUGGCUUUAUAUGCAUUUUAAACAAGAAUUGUAAUACUUAAAAAAAAUUCUGCUGGCUCAUAUAGGAGUGUGUGCUACCUCAUGAAAUUAUAUCUUUUAUUUACUAUUUAAAUUUUACUAAGGAGUAUAGCUAUCACUAUACAUUCAGUGUUCUGACGAAUAACUUUUGGGUCCCUGAUACAGCAGCUGCCUGCCCCUCCUCUCGCCAAAUCAUGGAAGGCUUUGUAUUAUGUGAAUCCAUUGGAAAAAUACAAAGUAUUUUUUGAAUGGACAGGACAGGGACGGGGCUGGCAGAGCGGCUGCUGUGUGGCAGAGCGGCUGCUGUGUGGCAGAGCGGCUGCUGUGUGGCAGAGCGGCUGCUGUGUGGCAGAGCGGCUGCUGUGUGGCAGAGCUUAUCUCUCCUGACAGAGUGCUGGGAGUAUAGCCCUAGCUGUACUCCCAGGACUAAGUAAAAAAAA